This is a messenger RNA of Alosa alosa (allis shad), 3291 nucleotides long. RefSeq names its product presenilin 2 (gene psen2). The coding region runs from base 345 to 1682 and encodes 445 amino acids. Gene Ontology annotation, cellular component: mitochondrial inner membrane; growth cone; dendritic shaft. The record is from RefSeq and is a predicted model, not a curated record. Gene Ontology annotation, biological process: calcium ion transport; amyloid-beta metabolic process; Notch receptor processing. Lineage: Eukaryota; Metazoa; Chordata; Actinopteri; Clupeiformes; Clupeidae. The transcript is spliced from 11 exons. Gene Ontology annotation, molecular function: aspartic endopeptidase activity, intramembrane cleaving.
AUGCGAAGAUCAGCUGAGCAGCUUACUUCCUUGCUGGCAUUUGUUGUUUCUUUUACUGUCUGUGGUUUUUUCAGACAGGAGGAGAAAUAUUCGGUCAGUCCGAAGACUGACGCACAUUUUUGCCUUUAUUGAUGUGAAAUUAUAAAAUCUUAAGGUGAGAACAGCUAUUACUUGUUUCUUGAGCAUACAGACUCGAUCUGUCCAGUUUUUGUGAACAGCAUCUAAGCAGUCGCGAACUUGUAGGCUAGUCGGCGUUAUUUGUAUGUUACCGAAGCGAGCGAGCUGACUGGAUUGGAAAACAUCACUGUGUGUAUGUUGAUCUAGUGGCUACCAACACUACAUUCAUGAAUACUUCGGACAGCGAAGAAGAGGUCUGCAAUGAACGGACAGCCUUGGUCCAGCCCGAGAGUCCGUCCGUACCGAACUACAACCGAGACCCUGACAUGAACCUUCCUCAGGAUGGAGAACCUAAGAGGCGGCGAGUGGCGCGGACGCCAAGUCCGUCCAGACGACCGGCGCGGCCCGUGUCUGGUCGUGAGUCGUCGACGGAGACAGACGAGGAGGAGCUGACACUGAAGUACGGGGCCAAGCAUGUCAUCAUGCUCUUUGUGCCAGUCACACUGUGCAUGGUGGUCGUCGUGGCCACCAUCAAGUCUGUCAGCUUCUACACGGAAAAGAACGGCCAGCAGCUCAUCUACACGCCCUUCACCGAGGACACGCCCUCCGUGGGCCGCCGCCUCCUCAACUCCGUGCUGAACACCAUGAUCAUGAUCAGCGUCAUCGUGGUCAUGACCAUCUUCCUUGUGGUGCUCUACAAGUACCGCUGUUACAAGUUUAUCCAUGGCUGGCUGAUCCUUUCCUCCCUCAUGCUGCUCUUCUGGUUCAGCUUCAUGUACCUGGGCGAGUUGUUCAAGACGUACAACGUGGCCAUGGACUACCCGACGCUGGUGAUGAUCAUCUGGAACUUUGGGGCGGUGGGGAUGGUGUGCAUCCACUGGAAGGGGCCCCUGCAGCUGCAGCAGGCCUACCUCAUCAUCAUCAGCGCACUCAUGGCCCUCAUCUUCAUCAAGUUCCUGCCCGAGUGGUCCGCAUGGGUCAUCCUGGGGGCCAUCUCCAUCUACGAUUUAAUUGCUGUGCUGUGUCCGAAGGGUCCUCUGAGAAUGCUGGUGGAAACGGCCCAGGAGAGGAACGAGCCCAUUUUCCCUGCUCUCAUAUACUCCUCCGCCAUGGUCUGGAUGGUGGGGAUGGCCAAUCCACCUACUGCAGCGGAGCAAGUGUAUCAUGACUCUGAUGACGAAAUGCAUCAGAGUGAUGGAGGAAUCCUUGAACAGGAAGGGGCGGGCAGAGAGAGCCCGUCACUCAGAGGAGUGGGAAGGAGCUACUCGGCAGAGGAGGAAAUGGAGGAAGACCGGGGCGUGAAGCUGGGUCUGGGGGACUUCAUCUUCUACAGCGUGCUGGUGGGGAAGGCGGCGGCCACCGGGGGGGACUGGAACACCACGCUGGCCUGCUUCGUGGCCAUCCUGAUCGGCCUUUGUCUGACCCUCUUGCUGCUGGCCAUCUUUAAGAAGGCCCUGCCCGCGCUACCCAUCUCCAUCACCUUCGGCCUGGUCUUCUACUUCUCCACCGACAACCUGGUGAGGCCCUUCAUGGACAGCCUCGCCGCUCAUCAGUUCUAUAUAUGACCUAUGACCCUCCCCCCCCCUCACCCAUCCCAAAGGUCAAUAGUGUGGGUGCUGUAUGGGACUGGGACGGGUUCUGGAUCACCCAAAGAGUCCUUGCGAGGCCCUGCUGUUGUCUCAUGGCUUGACGUGACUUUUUUUUCUUUCUUUUCAUUUUUUUUUCCCCUCUGUUGCCGUGACUUCAUCUUUCUUUUUUGCUUUUCCCUCCCCCAUUGACUUGUGGCAUUUCCUUUUUUUAUUAUUAUUAUGUGAAGUUUCUGGCACUUUACAAGGCCUGAGAAAAGGAAUCGUUUUGGUGUUGAGCACUGCUGUGAUUUCUUUCUUUCUUGGAAAAAAACAAGCAAACAAACAAAAAAAUGGUGCCAUAUAUUCUCACUUUUCUUCUUUAUCAGAUCGAAUGAGUCUUCUGAUUGUCUGGUGUAGCUGCAACGCGUACAGCAAAGUUCUUUCGGUGUUACUGCAUACGCAACCUAACAGUCUCGCUUGCCAAUGCUGUAAAUGGAUUGUGACACAAUGUGAUCUUCAACUUUCCAAGCCAUGAAAUCCCUCCUCUAUCUCUCCUUGGGGGCAAAAGAAAAAAAAACAGAACCUUCUCUUUAAGAGAAACCGUUUUUUUUUUUUUUUUUUUCCUUAUAAAUUUUAAACUCAGAGAAUCUCAACCUCCUUUAGGCACCUUGUCAUGUCACUCUAACUGUAAGAUUAGUGACUAGUAGGAAUUUACUACUUGAUUGAAAUACUAAAAAAAAAACACUUUAGACCACUGCAACAUUAUGCCAUAGAAAACGUCUCAUGCUGACAAAUAUAUUCAGUGCAACAACUGAAUGUCUACAACAACACAACGGCUCAGACUGCCAAGAUAUUAAACUAUUCUCAGUAUAUGUACGUAUAGGGUUGACUAGUGUAUUUUGCCUAACAUUUCAAUACCCUUUUAAUCAAAAACCUCACAGGGCUCCAAUAAUAGUGGCUACAAACUUUAGCCACUGUUAUCCAUUCCCCUAAUAAUCACUGCGGAAAACCAUGUCCUGAAGGCCAUAUCCCUUAAUUGUAAGCAUACCAAACAGCAACAAAGACACUAUGUAACUUAAUUCUUGACUUUGUCAGUUUUGUUUUAUCAAGACCCAUCGCAUUUGACCAGUAUAAUAUUCAAUAUCAAUGACAUUGUAAUAUAAAACGCCCUUUUCUUGAAGGUUUUUUUUUUUUGCUUAAUUAUUUUUCAGUACUACUUUCAACAUUAAUUUCUCAUUUUCAGGUUUGCUGCUGAAAAAAACUCUUAAUUAAAGGCUAAAGGGUAAUAAGCUAACAGGAAAGUCUGGUCAGGUUUUGUCUGCAUCUGAAAGAAACUGUGACGAGGGUACCGCUUAAUCUUAUGAGUGGCAAGCUACUGUUUGAACAGAGUGCUUUAACUUAAGAGUAUGUAGACUUUGUAUUGAAGAAGAAUUAUAUAUAUAUAUUUUAUAGAAUGUAAUACAAAAAGGUGUAAUAUUUUAAUUGAUUUUAUAUCCAAACACUUGUUGCAAAUGAAGUGUCCCUGCAUAGGGAGUUCCUUUUUUUUGUUUUUGGUCUGUCUUGUAAUGAUGUCAGUGUUACAUGGUGGAAUAAAUUGUAAACUCUA